Messenger RNA from Prunus avium (sweet cherry), 6350 nucleotides. Its product is annotated as Enhancer of polycomb-like transcription factor protein. Gene Ontology annotation, biological process: regulation of transcription by RNA polymerase II. The record is from RefSeq and is a predicted model, not a curated record. Gene Ontology annotation, cellular component: NuA4 histone acetyltransferase complex. NCBI's taxonomy places the organism in Eukaryota, Viridiplantae, Streptophyta, Magnoliopsida, Rosales, Rosaceae.
AUUUUUUUCGUUAUUUUCGAUCAAAACCCUUACUCUCGUGGAACCGAAGAAACCCUAGCUCUCGUCCCGUCCCUUACGGUGAAAAAAAAAGCUGAAAUUUCAACAAUUAUCGAAAAUUAAAUUCGAAAAUUGGGGAAUUACAUUAGGGUUUCAAAUCAGGAGGUCAGGAAUCGAACCCUAGUUGAUCCUUCGCGUUCAUGAUUUUCUCAAUUCGUUCGGAGAACCGAUGAUUCGUCGUAUUACGGUUAAGAUCUGAAAACUGUGUAGGGGCAUGUAUGAUGGAAUGUGAAAAUUGGGUUUUCUCGGUUUGGGUGCUUGGAUUGAGGGAUUGUUGAUGGAAAAUAGAAUAGAGAACUCACAUGGCACUGAAAUUCCCAGGAAAUCGAGAUCUUUGGAUCUUAAGAGUUUGUACAAAUCCAGGACUACAAAAGAGGUCCCAACCAAGAGCUUGAAGAGAAAAGGUAGUGCAGAGGAUGGUGAUGAGAACAGGGACAAGAAAAAGAAGAGUAGGAAAGAGGUGUCUCUCAGUAGUUUGAAGAAUGUUAAUACUAGUAGCAAGAAGAGUUUAGAUAAAGUGUAUCAUAGUGAGUUGAAUUCUGGUUUACAUGAUCAGGAGGCGGUGAAAUGUGGGUCGAGCCAGAUAUUGGAUAGCAGUAGUGGGUUUAAUGGCGUUUCAUCACUUAGUUUGGGUAAUAAUGUUAUUCAAAUCCCUAGGCGUAAGCGGGGUUUUGUGGGCCGAAAGAAAUUUGAAGGUGGUCAGUUACUGAAGCUGCCAGAUCAGUCUGCUGGUAAAGUAGGUCUUGUUGAUCAGAAUCAUCAGAUAGCUAAGUUAAAUGUUGAUGAUUUAGGGACUCAAGAUGAGUCGUUGAAUGUUAAAAGAGAGAAGGGUCUUGAUGAUUUUAAGGAAAACAUAGAAAGUGAGUUGAAUUCAGCACCACAUGCUGAUAAGGAAGUUGUUCAUACAAGUCACUCGGUUGUAAGCAAUGGGGAUUCAUCUUUGAAAAAGUCACGGAGGAAUCGUAGGAAUAGGAAGGAUUUGGCACAUGAUAGUAAAAUUGCUGCAAAGGAAGCUGAGCCUUUGGUCCAUAGUUCUACAAAAACAUGCUAUGAUUCACAAGAAGACAAUGAGGAGAAUCGGAGGAAUCAUAGGAAAAGGAAGGAUUUGGCACGUGAUAGUAAAAUUGCUGCAAAGGAAGCUGAGCCUUUGGUCCAUAGUUCUACAAAAACAUGCCAUGAUUCACAAGAAGACAAUGAGGAGAAUCGGAGGAAUCGUAGGAAAAGGAAGGAUUUGGCACGUGAUAGUAAAAUUGCUGCAAAGGAAGCUGAGCCUUUGGUUGAUAGUUCUACAAAAACAUGCCAUGAUUCACAAGAAGACAAUGAGGAGAAUCGGAGGAGUCGCAGGAAGAGGAAGGAUUUAGCACGUGGUAGUAAAAGUGCUGCAAAGGAAGCUGAUCCAUUGGUUGAUAGUUCUACAAAAAGUUGCCAUGAUUUACAAGAGGACGAUGAGGAGAAUCUUGAAGAGAAUGCAGCAAGGAUGCUUUCAUCAAGGUUUGAUCCAAGCUGUACUGGGUUUUCUUCAAACAACAAGGCUUCUGCAUUGGAAUCUGCGAACGGAUUGUCUUUUCUGCUAUCUUCUGGUCAGGAUUUUGAUAGUCGUAGGUCAAAGUCUAUUUCUGAGUCAGAAUCCCCUUCGGUUGAUAAUUCUGGUAGAGUAUUGAGGCCGAGGAAACAGCACAAAGAAAAGGGACAUUCGCGGAAAAGGCGCCAUUUCUAUGAAGUUUUUUUGGGGAACUUGGAUGCUUACUGGGUAUUGAACCGGAGAAUCAAAGUCUUCUGGCCCUUGGACCAAAGUUGGUACUAUGGCCUUGUGAAUGACUAUGACAAGGAAAAAAAACUUCAUCAUGUUAAAUACGAUGACCGUGAUGAAGAAUGGAUUGACCUUCAAAAUGAGAGGUUCAAGCUCUUGCUACUUCCUAGUGAAGUUCCUGGUAAGAUAGAACGGAAAAAAUCAACGCAGCGGAAUAGAAGUUCUGAUGAGAGAAAAGGAAACUUGAAACCCAGAAAAGAAAAGAAAAAGAGAGAGCUGACUUCGGAGGAUGAUAGCUGCAUAGGCAGCUAUAUGGACACUGAACCCAUUAUUUCAUGGUUGGCGCGAUCUAAUCGUCGGGUCAAGUCUCCUUCCUGUGCUGUAAAGAAGCAAAAAACAUCAGGUCUAUCUUUAAAGUCACCAUUGUCUGAUGAAGAUGUCCUGUUACAUGGAUCUCUGGGUGAUGGUUCAUUUAGAAGGGAUAAAAUUAGAAUUUCUCAUAAUUCUGGCAGAUCAUCUGAUGUUUUGAGGCUAGAAAAGCCUACCUCACAAGGCAGCAUUUGCCCCAGAGAUAGCAAAAUGCCUAUUGUUUAUUUUCGGAGGCGGCGCAAAACUGGGUCUGUAUUGUCUCACACAUCCAAGGGCAAUGAUGCCUAUGUGAGUGAACUUGGUUCUAUUACUUCUUUUGUUCCUGUUAAGGAGAUUGGGGAUUUGGAAGAGCCAUAUGAUUUUGUGAGAAGGUUGGAUGCCAAUGGGCCAUUGUGGUAUAUUGAUGAUGCAGGGUUGCUAAAGUUGACUCUUCCUCGGACAGAAGCAGGGAAAGUUACUUUUGAGUUAGGCGUUCCGAUGCAUUCAAUUAUUAAUGAUUCUUUUGGAGUAGAAUUUUCGUUGUUUCAUGCUGCAAUGCUGCAUCGGUAUGGUACAGUGGUGAUCACAUGGCCAAAGGUUUAUUUGGAGAUGCUUUUUGUUGAUAAUGUAGUUGGGCUGAGGUUUCUCUUGUUUGAAGGUUGCUUGGAGCAGGCUGUGGCCUUUGUUUUUCUCGUCCUGGCAUUAUUUCAUCACCCUAUUGAACAGGGGAUGUUUCUGGAUUUCCAGUUACCAGUAACUUCAAUCAGGUUCAAAUUCUCUUGUGUUCAGCUUCUUCGGAAGCAACUUGUGUUUGCAGUCUACAACUUCUCUCAAGUGAAAAAGUCAAAGUGGAAGUACCUAGACUCAAAAGUUAGGAGCCAUUGUUUGCUCACCAAGAAACUGCCUCUGUCUGAAUGCACCUAUGAUAGUAUUCAAGCACUUCAAAAUGGAACAAAUCAGUCACCUUUUAUGUCUCUUUGCGGGCAUCCCUCCUCUGUCAAGGGUACACGGAGGAGGUCCAGGCAGGGCAUUAACUUCAUGGGUAGUUCCAGGGAAUCUACUUUUGUAAAUAUCAGUCAUUCUACUUCUCAUUCUGAUCAGCUUCCCAGAAAACUUCCUCCACUCGCCCUAUCUUUUACUGCUGCACCUACUUUCUUCCUUAGUUUGCAUCUUAAGCUGCUUAUGGAACAUUGUGUUGCUAAUAUAUGCUUUCGGGACCCUGAUUCAGUGGAGCUUCUAGGAAACUCUGGCAGUAUGUUGGCAGUUGACUCUUCUAGUGUGGAGGACUUUUGUAACAGAGGUUCAAAAAUUACUCAGGAGAACAAUUUAAAGGCUCCACCAGGUAAUGCUACUUCUGAUCACUCCUUUUCCAAACCAGAAACAGAAACUGCUCUUGCUGUAUGCAAUGGAGGUUGGACAAAGUCUUCUCAGCAUUACCAAAAUGGUGUUCUUAGUGUUGCUGGAUCCUCCACUGGUACUGAGGUCCCUGAAAAGACUGGAACUGAUGCAGUUGUCCACCAUCCAGAGUCAGAUCAAUGUUCUUUAUCACCAAAGCAUUUGGUUGGCAAAGAGAAGUCUGACACUGAUUCCCAGUCUUUUUUGAAUGGUCUCACUGUUGAGAUCCCAUCAUUUGACCGAUUUGAGAAGCCUGUGGAUGGGGAGGUGCAAAGUGCUCAACAGCCUACAGAUUGUUCUUGGACUAUGAGUGGUAGCAUUAUCCCUAGCCCUAAUCCCACGGCUCCUAGAAGUACAUGGCACCGAAGUAGAAAUAGUUCAUCAUCAUUUGGUUACCUCUCACAUGGUUGGUCUGAUGGAAAGGCUGACCUUUUCCAUAAUGGUUUUGGCAAUGGACCAAAGAAGCCCCGAACUCAGGUCUCAUACACAUUGCCUUACGGAGGUUUUGAUUUUAGCUCGAAGCAAAGAAACCUUCAGAAAGGGAUUCCUCCUAAACGAAUUAGGAGGGCUAAUGAGAAGAGGUUAUCAGACGUUUCUAGAGGUUCCCAAAGAAACUUGGAGCAGUUAUCAUGUGAAGCAAAUGUGUUAAUCAAUGGCAGUGACAGAGGGUGGAGGGAAUGUGGGGCACAUAUAGUAUUAGAGCUUUUUGAUCAUAAUGAGUGGAAGCUUGCUGUGAAAAUAUCAGGGACUACAAAGUAUUCAUACAAGGCACAUCAAUUUUUGCAGCCUGGGUCGACAAACCGCUAUACUCAUGCUAUGAUGUGGAAGGGAGGAAAGGAUUGGAUCUUGGAGUUUCCAGAUAGGAGCCAGUGGGCACUUUUCAGGGAGAUGCAUGAAGAGUGUUACAAUCGGAAUAUUCGUUCUGCUUUGGUAAAAAACAUUCCUAUUCCUGGUGUCCGCUUAAUUGAAGAAAGUGAUGAUCAUGGAGCAGAAAUAUCGUUUCUUCGCAGUUCUAUGAAGUAUUUCCGGCAGACAGAAACAGAUGUUGAGAUGGCUUUGGAUCCAUCUCGGGUCUUGUAUGACAUGGAUAGUGAUGAUGAGCAGUGGAUCAUGAAGUUUCAAAAUUCUUCAGAAGUUGACAACAGUAGCUCUAUAGAGAUCGACGAGGAGAUGUUCGAGAAGACAAUGGACAUGUUUGAGAAGGCUGCGUAUGCUCAACAGUGUGAUCAGUUCACAUAUGAAGAAAUAGAAGAGUUCAUGGCUGUAGUUGGUCCCAUGGAUGCGAUUAAAACCAUUUACGAGCAUUGGCGAGGGAAAAGGCUAACGAAGGGAAUGCCUUUAAUCCGACAUCUCCAGCCAUCUGCAUGGGAAAGGUAUCAACAACAAGUGAGAGAAUGGGAGCAAGCUAUGAUAAAAACCAAUACCAUCCUCCCCAAUGGAUGCCACGAGAAAGGUGCAUCAGUUGAGAAGCCACCAAUGUUUGCUUUUUGUCUGAAACCACGGGGCCUGGAAGUUCCCAACAAGGGAUCAAAACAACGGUCACAGAAGAGAUUUUCAGUUUCUGGACAUAGCAGUGGCAUGUUAGGAGAUCAGGAUGGUUUCCAUGCUAUUGGAAGAAGAUCAAAUGGGUUUGCUUUUGGUGAUGAAAAAGUUGUAUAUACAGGCCACAACUAUGACUCUUUAGAUGAUUCCCCAUUGUCUCAGACAUCACCUAGGGUAUUUUCACCAAGGGAUGCAACUAACAUCUUGAUUAGCAAUGAUGGGUUUGAGAGGAAUCAUCUACAUAGAAUUCACAGAAGCAAGUCAAAGAAAUUUGGAAGGACGGUAUCUCCUGUUGAACCCCAGAUGAUGUCUCCUUACAGUCAUAGAGUGGUAGGAAACAGAAAUGGAGUUCAGCGAUGGAAUAUGGGUUUCCCUGAUUGGUCAAGCCAACGGUAUUAUCAAACAGAUGGGCCUCAGAGGCAUGACAUGGGACUGUUGGAUGGUCCUGAUCUCGAUGAGUUCAGACUGCGUGAUGCAUCUGGUGCCGCUCAGCAUGCGCAUAACAUUGCUAGGCUCAAGAGAGAGAAAGCUCAGAAAUUGUUUUACAGAGCAGAUCUAGCAAUUCACAAGGCCGUGGUUUCUCUCAUGACUGCAGAAGCGAUCAAAGGUUCUUCCGAGGACUCUGAUAGCGAAGGGUAGAACAUCAAAAUUAAACAUGAGAUGACAGAAUGGAAAUGCCAAAUCCCUCAGCUUGCUGCUGUGCAGGCAGCCUAAAGAGAACUACUAUUAGACUCGACAAUGUUUUUGGUGGAAUCAGUCAGUCCGGUUCUACUUUGUCGAUAGUGGUGGCUUUUUUUUCCGUCUUUUUUACGCAGAUACGAUAGAGAAAUUCUAACAUGAGAGCCAUGAGCAGUAAGAGUGGGGAAGAAAAUCAUUGCUCCAACGACACCAGCAACGCCCCUGAUUCUUCUACUAGCGAGAUUUUUUUUUACCAGCUUGAGGUCUGUCUACUCGGUUCAAAUCGGUGCAAUCUUUGUACUGAUCCUGCAGGUUAGGGAGGGAGGGGGGGAGGGGUAUAUGAAAUUUUUGGCUGCCAAUCUCAUUGUACAGAUCUUUUUCUUUGUCCUUUGUUCUUUGUCCCCCUUAACCCCCCUCUCAGUGUUUAAGUGUUCGGUAUUAAAAGGAGCAGUUUGCCCGAAUAACACUCCACUUGGGAAAAAAGAAAAGAAAAAGAAAAAGGAAUGAUUGCCAUUUGCUGUUGAACACUAAGCUUGCUUUACUCCAUACUAGUGAUAAUACUCGGCAACCUGAUUCAACA